UUUUUUUUUUCAUUCAUGAGCAUCCUCAAUGGAUCAUAGCAGAGAUCCCUGCCCCUGGGUCACAGUGAGUGACUUCGGCGGAGCCUUUUGUAUGGGAUCGAUAGGUGGAGCUAUAUGGCAUGGAAUCAAGGGAUUUCGAAAUUCACCUCGUGGCGAGCGACGAAUUGGGGCAAUUACGUCGCUCAAGGCUCGAGCACCCGUACUUGGGGGCAACUUUGGCGUCUGGGGAGGUCUUUAUUCGACAUUUGAUUGUGCUGUAAAAGGCAUUCGGCAAAAGGAAGAUCCAUGGAAUGCAAUCAUUAGUGGCUUCUUUACUGGUGGUGCUCUUGCAGUCCGAGGAGGUGCCAGGGCGAUGCGCAACAAUGCAAUUGGAUGUGCCGUCCUUCUUGCCGUUAUUGAAGGUGUUGGUAUUGCCUUCUCAAGAAUGAUGGCCGAAAAUACGCGUCUCGAGGUCCCCAUACAUCCAUCUGAGAAAGCAGCCGCAAGUUAGUCUUGAUGAGCAAGCCUAAGAACGAUUCCAUCGCCAUACUUAAAUCUGUGUAAAUCCAUCUUCCGCCAGCAGCAACCGCAUUGGAGUUCCGGCGCAUCAUUAUGGAUCUGGGUAAGGUCCUUCCAAACGAUCACGACUCUAUUAAUACAUAUUUAAUGCUAGAGACAUGCUAGACAUCCGGCCAUAUAUUGCCACAACAUAGACAGAAUUAGAAGAUGCAGUACCUAUAAGCUAUCUUGGCGUUGCUUGAAACUACCUCUGGAAUCCCAUCAGGUUUAGCGCAGUCGAUCGUACAUUUCCUCCUUUGCUGCAGCUUGCAAAUAUAAGUAUUGGAC
Molecule: messenger RNA, 825 nt
Organism: Aaosphaeria arxii CBS 175.79
Lineage: Eukaryota; Fungi; Ascomycota; Dothideomycetes; Pleosporales
Product: mitochondrial import inner membrane translocase subunit tim-17
Exons: 5
Coding region: 29-490 (153 amino acids)
Biological process (GO): protein import into mitochondrial matrix
Cellular component (GO): TIM23 mitochondrial import inner membrane translocase complex; mitochondrial inner membrane
Molecular function (GO): transmembrane protein transporter activity
Source: RefSeq, a predicted model, not a curated record